Sapajus apella (tufted capuchin) is the source of this 1426-nucleotide messenger RNA. RefSeq names its product autotransporter adhesin BpaC-like. The record is from RefSeq and is a predicted model, not a curated record. NCBI's taxonomy places the organism in Eukaryota, Metazoa, Chordata, Mammalia, Primates, Cebidae. The transcript has a single exon. The coding region runs from base 245 to 1039 and encodes 264 amino acids.
GACGUCGUCGACUGCCGGGGCGUCAUCCCCUGAUGGGACGUCGUCAAGGGCCAGAGCGUCAUCCCUCGAUGGGACGUCAAUUGCUGUGGCGUCAUCCAGCGAUGGGACUUCGUCAACUGCCGGGGCGUCAUCCCCCGAUGGGACGUCGUCAACUGCCGGGGCGUCAUCCCUCGAUGGGACGUCGUCAACUGCCGGGGAGUCAUCCCCCGAUGGGACGGCGUCAACUGCCGGGCGUCAUCCCUCGAUGGGACGUCGUCAACUGCCGGGGCAUCAUCCCCCGAUAGGACCUCAUCAACUGCCGGGCGUCAUCCCUCGAUGGGACGUAAUCGACUGCCGGGGCGUCAUCCCUCGAUGGGACGUCAAUUGCUGGGGCAUCAUCCAGCGAUGGGACAUCGUCACAGCUGGGGCGUCAUCCCUCGAUGGGACGUCGUCAACUGCCGGGGCGUCAUCCAGCAAUGGGACGUCGUCAACUGCCGGGGCGUCAUCCCUCGAUGGGACAUCAAUUGCUGUGGCGUCAUCCAGCGAUGGGACUUCGUCAACUGCCAGGGCGUCAUCCCCCGAUGGGACGUCGUCAACUGCCGGGGCGUCAUCCCUCGAUGGGACGUCGUCAACUGCCAGGUCGUCAUCCCUCGAUGGGACGUCAGUUGCUGGGGCGUCAUCCAGUGAUGGGACGUCGUCAGCUGCUGGGGCAUCUUCCCUCGAUGGGACGUCAAUUGCUGGGGCGUCAUCCAGCGAUGGGACAUCGUCAACUGCCGGGGCGUCAUCCCUCGAUGGGACGUCAAUUGCUGGGUCGUCAUCCCUCGAUGGGACGUUAACUGCCGGGGCAUCACCCCUCAAUGGGACGUCAAUUGCUGGGGUGUCAUCCAGCGAUGGGACUUCGUCAACUGCCGGGGCGUCAUCCCUCGAUGGGACAUCGUCAACUGCUGGGGCGUCAUCCCCCGAUGGGACGUCGUCAACUGCUGUGGCGUCAUCCACCGAUGGGACAACAUCCAUGGCCGGGGGCAUCUUCCCUAGACCGGAAUUUUCCCCUUUUCAUUAAUUCUAUUUCCAGAUAGAAAGAGUUGUUUUAAGAAAACAGAUUCCCCUCUCUGUGUUUGUGAACAGGAGUGUUGGGUCUAAAGCCUUUCUCUGGUAGCUCUGCAGGAAGAUUGCCCACCUCACCCUUGCUUUCUGUGGGUUCCAGAUGCUUCCAUUUAAAGGCGCAUCUCUCCCUACUCUGCCUCACCCGACACCAGCUCUCCUGCACCCACUGGCUUUCUAAACGCUUUCUUCCACCUUCAUCUCAUUGAAUUCAAGACUGAAAAAUAGUCAAAAAUUAUAAAAAGGUGGGAGUAGGGGUGAUCUGGAAAUCCCUGCUAUAAUAUUUUUAGAGGAAUCUACUGGAAGCUAUUUAUGUUUUAAAUAAAGCCAUCCCUUAGCACUAGAA